AUGGAAUUUCGCACAGCUGACGGGCACUCGAUCCAGAAGCACGCCCAAAACAUUCCCUUUUGGACGGUCGGACUUGUUGCUCUAGUCAUUUAUGGCCUUUACACGGUGCUUCAAAUUGGUCGGAGAGACAAGCGCAUGCCUCCAGGACCACCUACGCUGCCGUUGCUAGGAAACCUCCAUCAAAUACCAAUCACUGGAAUGUACAAAAAGUUUCAAGACUGGGGUGAAGAGUUCGGCGGCAUCUAUUCGCUCAAAUUUGCCUCCUCCAAUGUGAUAGUCCUUUAUGACCGCAAGGCCGUCCAUGAGCUCGUGGAUAAAAAGGGGUUGCUUUACGCCGAAAGACCGCAUAGCUACAUUAAUGACCUGGUCACCCAUGGUGACAGUCUUGUUUUCCAAGACCAUCAUGAGCGGCAGAAGGCCAAACGAAAGAUCACCACACAUAAUUUCUCACCGAAGAUUCUGGAUGAGAGAGUCGCCCCAGUCCAAGAUGCUGAGGUGACUGUUUUGUUGAAUGAUCUUGUUCGGGAUCCGGGGAACUUCUACAAUCACAUGAAACGCCUUACCUGUUCGAUUGCUUGUAUUCUGGUCUUUGGUCAACGAGCUUUGACAUACGAGGACUUUUGGGGCCACUGCGUCUAUGAUGCCUUAGACAAGUUCGGAGAAGCCCUGGAACCGGGGGCUAAUCCCCCGGUGGAUGAGUUUCCCGUACUCAAGUACCUUCCUGAAUUCAUUUCUCCUUGGAAAACCCGAGCAAAGUAUGCUGGCAAGGUAAUGGAUGACAUUUGGAGUGAAGCGCGCAGAAGAGUCGAUGAGAGACGACAACGGGGCGACAUUCGGACCACUCUUGGCUCACUUGCCGACAAGCUUCUAGAUGAGCAUUCGGAAAAAGGGUCGCCUUUGAGCAAACAGCCCUUGGGCAAGCAAGAGUUGGACCACUUCUUCGGCUUACUUGUCGAGGGAGGAGCCGAAACAACAUCUUCCACCAUGCUAACACUCAUCCUCUGCUUGGCUAUGAAUCCUCAAGUUCAAGCCAAAGCUCAGGAAGAGCUGGACGCUGUGUGUGGCACAGAACGCAUGCCUCAAUGGUCUGACUUUAGCAAGCUCCCAUACAUAAAUUGUAUCAUCAAGGAGGGAAUGAGAUGGCGUCCAGCUGCGCCUGUGGGGAUUCCCCAUCGGGUGGCAGAGGACGAUUUCUACGAGGGAAUGUUGAUUCCGAAGAAUUCAACCAUUUUCAUUCCCACCUGGGCUCUUCAUCAUGCUGAGCGCUAUGGCUACGAUGAUCCUUACAGCUUCAAGCCUGAAAGAUACACCAACCACACCAAGCUUGCCAAUGAUUAUGCUGGUGGCGCAGACUACAACAACCGAGAUCAUUAUGGCUAUGGCAGUGGACGUCGUAUGUGCCCCGGAAUACACCUGGCAGAACGAACACAAUGGAGGAUUGCAGCCAAGUUACUUUGGGCUUUCGAGAUCCUUCCUGGGUUGGAUGCUGAGACCGGCAAGCCUGUAAAGUUGGACCCGGACCACUAUAACGAGGGUCUCCUUCACGGCCCUGCUCCGUUCAAGUGUGUGUUCAAACCGAGGAGUCAGGCACACGUCGAUGUCAUCUCGCAGGAGCUCGCUAGUGCGAGGAAAUUUCUUGCUCCAUACGAGUGAACGGAAAAUAGUAACGCCGAGACAUUCAUAAGUUCAUAACAGAGGACAAUGGACUCUAGGACAAGCUCUUCGAGCAGGUACAGUUUGC
Molecule: messenger RNA, 1741 nt
Organism: Exophiala viscosa
Lineage: Eukaryota; Fungi; Ascomycota; Eurotiomycetes; Chaetothyriales; Herpotrichiellaceae
Product: cytochrome P450
Exons: 9
Coding region: 1-1653 (550 amino acids)
Molecular function (GO): monooxygenase activity; iron ion binding; heme binding
Source: RefSeq, a predicted model, not a curated record